This is a messenger RNA of Cyprinodon variegatus (sheepshead minnow), 1304 nucleotides long. RefSeq names its product proteasome 26S subunit, non-ATPase 8 (gene psmd8). Gene Ontology annotation, cellular component: cytosol; proteasome regulatory particle; proteasome regulatory particle, lid subcomplex. The record is from RefSeq and is a predicted model, not a curated record. The transcript is spliced from 7 exons. Bases 26 to 823 code for a protein of 265 amino acids. NCBI's taxonomy places the organism in Eukaryota, Metazoa, Chordata, Actinopteri, Cyprinodontiformes, Cyprinodontidae. Gene Ontology annotation, biological process: proteasome-mediated ubiquitin-dependent protein catabolic process.
GUGUCGUACAUUUUGCAGACUCACCAUGGCGUUGAAAGAGACCGCGGGGCUGUACGAGACUCUUAAAGCUGAGUGGAACAAGAAAAACCCGAACCUGAAUAAAUGUGGGGACCUUCUGAUCAAGCUAAAGGUUUCCCUACUGGAGUUGAAUUUUUUACCUACUAGUGGAUCUGCACUCACCAAGCAGCAGCUUAUUUUAGCUCGUGAUGUCCUAGAGAUCGGAGCCCUGUGGAGCAUCCUGAAGAAAGACAUCCCAUCAUUUGAGAGAUACAUGGCUCAGCUGAAAUGUUACUACUUUGAUUACAAAGAGGAACUACCUGACGCUGCCUACAUGCACCAGUUGCUUGGACUGAACCUGCUCUUCCUCCUCUCUCAGAACCGUCUGUCUGAGUUUCACACAGAACUCGAGAGGCUGAGUGCGCGAGAUAUUCAGACCAACGUGUACAUAAAACAUCCUGUCUCUCUAGAACAGUACUUGAUGGAGGGAAGCUACAACAAGGUAUUCCUUGCAAAAGGAAACAUCCCUGCUGAGAGUUACACCUUUUUUAUAGAUAUUCUGCUGGACACCAUUCGUGAUGAGAUUGCUGGUUGCAUAGAAAAAGCAUAUGAGCAGAUAUUGUUCACCGAAGCUACCAGAGUGCUCUUCUUCAACUCGCCUGCAAAGAUGACAGAGUACGCCAAAAAGAGAGGCUGGACUCAAAACUCAGAUGGCUGCUAUACCUUCACCAGUCAGCACCAGCGGACAGAAGAAGUGACCAUACCCUCCACAGAGCUGGCAGAGCAGGUCAUCGAAUACGCACGACACCUGGAAAUGAUUGUGUAAUCCGCCCCCAGGAACACUCAGCCAUGCAGAGACGUGCUCGGAUAAACACGCCACGUGUCCGGCUACAUCCAGUCAGCCCAGACAGUUCCACCCAGGGAUGCACAUUUUUCAGAGUUCCCUCACGAUUAGUCCUUAAAUAUAUCUGCAGAUCCCUCUGGUUUGUCAAUUGGAACCAAACUAAAACAAAUUGCAUUCAAACUAAUAACUGUUAUUGGGGUUAUUCUCUGGAGGAAAAUGCUAUUUUCUCUUACACAUAUAUAGGGUUAUUAGUUAAAGCUGUCAUUCUGGGUCAGUCAGCACAAAUCAACAUUCUUUGGAUUUAUUCAGUCCAGAAUGACUGUAAAAAAAAAAAUGUUGUUUUUCUUUAGUUCCCCACAGAAAUAGUUGCCAUUUUAGUUUGUUUUCUACGCAGGAAUGUCACUUCUUCCCUGUAAGGUUUGUAUGAUGACAGAAUUUUUUUGUUUGCAAUAAACUGUUCAGG